GGAGAGGUGGGGGGGGGCUCUUUCGCCUCUUUCGGCGGGCAUGGCGCUGCUUCUCCUGCUGCUAUCCGGCCGGCGUUGUUGCUGCCGCCCUGGCGGCUGCGGCUUGCGUUUAGGACUUCGCCGACCUCCAGUACCCAUUGCUUCCCUUCACCGGGCUUUACGCCCGCCAGAGCCUCCCCCGUGGCCGGUCCUAAGACUUCCAGUGUGCCAUUUUUCUUCAAAAGCAAAUUCAAACAAGCUUACCUCUGUUUUGGUUUCAAAAAUCAAAUACCUGAAUCAGAAGUAUGAAAGAUAUUUGGAAAGGAAUUUCCCACGUUUCUAUCAGCUAUAUUCAACAUUUUUAAAAGGCUUACAGGUUUUCUUUUCAGAAGCAAAAGAAAUAAGAAGAAUAAAGGCAGACAUGUCAAAUAAAAAUAUCCAGUUCCAUCAACUUCCUUACAGAGAAAUGGAGAGACUAAGACAGUUUCGCAGGGAUCUUAUUAAAGCCAUUCCUGUUGGGAUUCUCUCUCUUCCACCCUUCGCCAACUAUUUAGUUCUUUUGCUUAUGUAUUUAUUCCCAAGACAGCUCUUAAUACGCCACUUCUGGACUCCUGAACAACAAGCUGAGUUUCUGAACACUUAUCACAAUAUGAGGAGGGAGGCAUAUACUGAAGUGAUUGAUGGUCUAACACAUCUGUCUCACUUCCCAGAUGAUCCUCAGCUUCGCCAACGGAUGCUAUACCUCUGCGAAAAGGUUCAGAAAGGAUUUCAUCCAGAUGUAACGGAGCUUAAAGCUGUGAGGAGUUUAUUUGUGGGGCAUCCCUUUGGUAUCCAACAGCUCACGGUUCAGCAUGUGAAAGUUCUCAGUCACGUUUUGUUCCUGACGCCUCGCUUGCCAUCUUUCUUCCUGAGAAAUCGCUUGAGGAGCCAUCUCUCUGAGCUGUAUUAUCUGGACCAGGCAAUGGUGAAACUAGGAGUAAGCCAGCUGACGGAUGAAGAAGUGCAAGUGGCAUGCUAUACCCGUGGCUUGAAUUCCGUUCAUCUUGAUCCAGCUGAUAGUAGGCGCUGGUUGAACCAGUGGCUAUCACUCUCCUGUUCACUAAGAGCUACCCUGGGGCAACAUCGGCCAUUUCUCUGUGUAACGAGUAUCAAAUUGUGGUGGGAAUUUGUCGUGUCAGAAGCUGUGAUGCUGCUACAGAAAGUUAACAGAAACAAGCAGACAGAUGCAUUGCAAGGAGGGGCCACAGAGAAGAUGGUUAUAAAUAGAAAAAUGCUUAGACUGCAAUACCAGGAAAGAUUAGUGUUCUACCCAUAAAACUAAUGAAGUUCUUAGCUAUAAAAACAUAGCAAAAAUAAAAUUUGUGUUUAACCUUC
Messenger RNA from Pantherophis guttatus, 1353 nucleotides. RefSeq names its product LETM1 domain containing 1 (gene LETMD1). Gene Ontology annotation, cellular component: mitochondrial inner membrane. Gene Ontology annotation, biological process: intracellular monoatomic cation homeostasis. NCBI's taxonomy places the organism in Eukaryota, Metazoa, Chordata, Lepidosauria, Squamata, Colubridae. The record is from RefSeq and is a predicted model, not a curated record. Gene Ontology annotation, molecular function: ribosome binding.